This is a messenger RNA of Polypterus senegalus (gray bichir), 2180 nucleotides long. RefSeq names its product family with sequence similarity 151 member A (gene fam151a). The coding region runs from base 299 to 2053 and encodes 584 amino acids. NCBI's taxonomy places the organism in Eukaryota, Metazoa, Chordata, Cladistia, Polypteriformes, Polypteridae. The record is from RefSeq and is a predicted model, not a curated record. The transcript is spliced from 9 exons.
GGUAGGCGCCGGAUCCCCGCGACCCUGAAAUCCAACGCGUAGUUUGAAUUUCACAUGCGGGAUGGAACUUGAGCCUGAUACACGGACAUCAAAGUACCCUUCGUCAGCACUGCCGAUAAGUAGAUCGGCUACACCUCGUCCAUCUGCCGCUACGCCGCACACAUUUACCGGCUGAAGGGGGAAUGGCUGCCCGGUGUGAACCUGCAGAGAAGAGAGAGCCGUGCGAAGUAAUCUGAACCCGUAUUUAUAGAACCGGGAGCGUUGGAUGAGUCAGUGGCUUCGGCGCCGGAUAUAAACAAUGGAAACGGAUGAAAAAUCACAACCCUGCGCAUUCUGCACCGCCCGAGUCAUGGUGACGCUCGCAGUCGUGGCCACGGUGAUCAUCGGAUCAGUCACAGUGUUUCUUAUCAACAGGCACAACUCAACAGAUCCAGUGCCUGGACCCCCGUUCCCUACAAAUGGAGAUCUUCUGGAUUACCUAAUGAAUUCUGGCGACAUUCAAGAGAAAGAUGGGCUUCUGGUGUCCUGGUAUCAUGCGGCUAACAAAAAAAUGGAGCUGCAGCAGGCUCUAAACAGUACAGCACUGGUCCUUGAAGCCGAUGUGAAUGUAGAAGGCUACAACACAGCCCAAGAGACCGAUAUCCCCAUCAUGGCGCACCCACCAGACGUUUACAGCGAUAACACACUCCAAGAAUGGCUGGACACUGUCCUCAACACUAGGAAAGGCAUUAAGCUGGAUUUUAAAAGCACUGAAUCAAUUGACCCAUCAUUAGACGUUUUACUCAAGAAGUCUUUAAAAGUAAACAUUGACCGGCCAGUCUGGCUGAAUGCAGACAUUCUUCAUGGUCCUAAUGUCCCACAGUUUAUAGAUGUGGUCAAUGCAACCAAGUUUAUAAAUGCCAUCCAGGUGAAGUUUCCCGACGUCACUAUCUCACCAGGAUGGAAGACUCUGUACUUACCCUUUGUGCCAGACAGUGUAUACACACGAGGAAUGAUGGAGAAGAUGUACGAGAUUAUUAAGGAACUUCCUCAGCAAGUCACCUUCCCACUGCAAGCUGUCAUGGUUAAACAAGCCUGGCCACAUGUCAGCUGGUUGCUGAAACAGUCGCCACGGUACAGUUUAACACUGUGGCAAGGAAAUGCGGACCCUGUGACUGUAGAUGACCUGCUAUUCAUAAGAGACAACAGUCAGCCUGAUCAGAUCUAUUAUGAUAUUUAUGAGCCAGUUUUAUCAAUGUUUAAAGAAGUGGCCUUGAAAAAAAAUCGAGCAAGACGAUUUUACACGGGAGGAAAUCUGAUUGACUAUUUCAGACCUCAGAGCUCUGAUGGAUUUUAUAUUGAAUGGUUCCAUAUCAACAACAAGGAGUCACUUGAAUCAAUACUGAAAGGGGAAGAUGGUGGAAUGAUCAUUUUACAAGUUGGAUCAAUGAAAAAUCAUAAAGAAAGAAUUGCAGUAGAAGGCUCAGAGACUCCAUUUCGGCUAGAGGAGUGUUUGGAAAUGAUCCAAUCCUCCUCCAAAAAAUGGGGUAUAUUUUUAAAAAUCAAGUCCCAAAAAGUCUUAAACCUGACCCUUACCCUACUUAAACAUCUCUACCAAAACAACAUGCUUUUCAGGCCUAUCUGGAUAAAUAUGGAUAUUUCUCAUGGAAGAUUUGCCACUCUGGGUUAUAUUGAAGGUGAAAAACUUGUAAACAUAAUUAAUACUAUUUUUCCUUUUGUAACUAUUGCUCCUGGCUGGCCAAAAGAAGUUCUGAAAAAUGGCUAUACAAAGCAGUUAGUAGAAGAUAUGUUAAGAUUAUUUAAAAACGUAUGGCAGGAUGUAUCAUUCCAGUUGGAAGCAGUGCCUUUAGGUAAGACAUGGCUAGAGGCCACAAGGCUGCUGCAAAGUGCAAACCGAUUUUCAGUUACUGUGGAGCACCAACAUGAGCAAGGUGGUUAUUAUGCUGGUUUCAAAGGUUUACUUCUGAGUCGAGAUGAAAAUAAAUCUAGAGUUUUUUAUAACCUGCCAGAAGAUUACAGAAGAAGUUUUUCUAGAGAUAUUUUCACAUCUUAGUACGAAACUAGAUUACUUGGUUCUUUUGACUUUGCCAAAUAAAAAUGUUCCUUUUUUCAAACAGAGUCAUAAAAAACAUCUGGUUGACUGUUUGAAGAUACAACUCUAAUAAAUUUUAUUGAACCUA